AUGGCUCCAGAGAAAAGGGAAGGGAAGUCUCAGGUGUCAGUGACAUUUGAAGACGUGGCUGUGCUCUUUACUCGGGAUGAGUGGAAGAAGCUGGAUCCCUCCCAGAGAAGCCUGUACCGUGAGGUGAUGCUGGAGAACUACAGCAACCUGGCCUCGCUGGGAUAUAAUAGCAAUCUUCAAACCACAAAAUCAACUCAAACUAAAGACUCAUCAUUUCAGGAAUUAAAGAGAACAGAACUCAAAAGGGAUGAGGCCUGGGACUUCACCUCAGGAAAAUCCUGUAGAUCUGACAACAGUUUUAAAAAACAGGACAAAAAUGAAAGCUUACAAAUUAUUUCAAUCACCCAUACAAAAAUUCUUGCUGUAGGGAAAAACCAUAAGAACUUUAAAUUUGGUCCAAGCGUCGGCCUGAAGUCAAUCGGUAAGCAAAAGAUUGCUAGGGAAAAAACACAGAGAAAUAGCCUCAAGGAAAAUUCAACUUCACUUAACCAACCAAAACUCAAGACAGUAGAGAAACGCUAUAAAUGUAGUACUUGUGAAAAAGCCUUCAUUCACAACUCAUCCCUUCACAAACAUCUGAAAAGCCAUACUGGAGAGAGACUGUUUCAAUGUAAAGACUGUUUGAAAGCUUUCAGCCAAAGUUCUGCUCUUAUUCAACAUCAAAGAACUCACACUGGAGAGAAGCCCUAUGUAUGUAAAGAGUGUGGGAAAGCAUUCAGCCAUAGUGCAUCCCUCUGUAAGCACCUAAGAACUCAUACUUUGGAGAAAUCCUAUACAUGCAAAGAAUGUGGAAAAUCUUUUAGCAAAAGAUCUGACCUUUUUUUGCAUCAAAAAAUCCAUGCCCGAGAAAAUCCUCAUAAAUAUAACCCAGGAAGGAAGGCAUCCACUUCCCUUUCAGGAUGCCAGAGAAUUCAUUCCAGAAAGAAGACCUACUUGUGUAACGAAUGUGGCAACACCUUUAAGUCUAGUUCAUCCCUUCGUUAUCAUCAGAGGAUCCACACCGGAGAGAAACCUUUCAAAUGUAGCGAAUGUGGCAGGGCCUUCAGUCAGAGUGCAUCACUUAUUCAGCAUGAAAGAAUCCACACUGGAGAGAAGCCCUACAGAUGCAGCGAGUGCGGGAAAGGCUUCACAUCUAUCUCAAGACUCAACAGACACCAAAUCAUUCACACAGGGGAGAAGCUGUAUAAUUGCCAUGAGUGUGGCAAAGCCUUAAGUUCCCACUCAACUCUCAUCAUUCAUGAGAGAAUCCACACUGGAGAGAAACCAUGCAAAUGUCAAGUGUGUGGGAAAGCCUUCCGACAGAGUUCAGCUCUGAUCCAACAUCAGAGGAUGCACACCGGGGAAAGACCCUAUAAAUGUAACGAGUGUGGGAAAACGUUCAGGUGUAACUCAUCCCUAAGUAACCAUCAGCGAAUCCACACUGGGGAGAAACCUUACCGGUGUCAGGAAUGUGGGAUGUCAUUUGGUCAAAGUGCAGCUCUUAUUCAGCAUCAGAGGAUCCACACAGGAGAGAAACCCUUUAAAUGUGACACAUGUGGGAAGAGUUUUAGACAAAGCUCCUCACUUAUUGCCCAUCAGCGAAUUCAUACCGGAGAGAAACCCUAUGAAUGUAGUACAUGCGGCAAGCUCUUCAGCCAGAGGUCAUCCCUUACCAAUCAUUAUAAAAUUCACAUUCAAGAGGACUCCUGGAACAUAGAUUUGCAUGGGUAA
This is a messenger RNA of Grammomys surdaster, 1710 nucleotides long. Its product is annotated as zinc finger protein 354B. Gene Ontology annotation, cellular component: nucleus. The record is from RefSeq and is a predicted model, not a curated record. Gene Ontology annotation, biological process: regulation of transcription by RNA polymerase II. Lineage: Eukaryota; Metazoa; Chordata; Mammalia; Rodentia; Muridae. Gene Ontology annotation, molecular function: DNA-binding transcription factor activity, RNA polymerase II-specific; RNA polymerase II transcription regulatory region sequence-specific DNA binding. Bases 1 to 1710 code for a protein of 569 amino acids. The transcript is spliced from 3 exons.